Molecule: messenger RNA, 2020 nt
Organism: Neoarius graeffei (lesser salmon catfish)
Lineage: Eukaryota; Metazoa; Chordata; Actinopteri; Siluriformes; Ariidae
Gene: smyd2a
Product: SET and MYND domain containing 2a
Exons: 12
Coding region: 195-1502 (435 amino acids)
Cellular component (GO): nucleus
Molecular function (GO): protein binding
Source: RefSeq, a predicted model, not a curated record
ACAGACUUGGCAACCCUGGUUAGCUUCCUCCAUGUGCUGUGUUUCUGUAGGACUUUGUGCAGUAAUUCUCCUGAAAGCCACUGAAUAAAUUGCUCCUCUUGUAGGUGAAGGUGACUUUAAAGAGUCAAGCCCUCGACUUUCCGUGUAUCGGAGAGUAAAGAGCAGUGAGAGGGACGGACACUGAGCGAGACGAGAUGAAAUCAGAGGGAAUCGAAGGCUGUGAGAGGUUCCUGAGCCCGGGGAAAGGCCGAGGGGUCCGGGCCACCAGGCACUUCCAGGUGGGAGAGCUGGUAUUCACCUGUCCGGCUUACUCCUACGUGCUGACAGUGAAUGAGAGAGGAGCCCACUGCGAGUUCUGCUUCACUCGGAGGGACGGGCUGUCCAAGUGUGGGAAGUGUAAACAGGCCUACUACUGCAACGUGGACUGCCAGAAAGGGGAUUGGUCCAUGCACAAGCUGGAAUGCUCUGCCAUGUGUUCAUAUGGAGAAAACUGGUGUCCCUCAGAAACAGUUAGACUGGUGGCAAGAAUCAUCAUGAAGCAGAAAUUCCAGACAGAGCUGACUCAGUCUGAAAGAUUGUUAUCGCUGAAAGAGUUUGAAUCGCAUUUGGACAAGAUAGACAACGAGAAAAAUGAGAUGAACCAAACCGAUAUUGCUGCACUCCAUCACUUUUAUUCGAAGCAUCUGGAUAUUCCUAGUAAUGUUGCUCUCGCAGAGCUCUUUGCUCAGGUGAACUGUAAUGGUUUUACCAUUGAAGAUGAGGAAUUGUCUCAUUUGGGCUCUGCAGUCUUUCCAGAUGUUGCUUUGAUGAACCACAGCUGUAAUCCAAAUGUGAUCGUGACUUAUAAAGGUACAGUAGCAGAGGUUCAUGCUGUCCAGAAAAUCAGCCCUGGAGAGGAGAUUUUCAAUAGUUACAUUGACCUCCUAUAUUCCACUGAGGACAGGAACGAGAGGCUGAAGGAUUCAUACUUCUUUACCUGUGACUGCACAGAAUGCAUCACCAAAUCAAAGGACAAAGCCAAAAUGGAGAUUCAUCAGAAGCUGAGUAAUCCCCCUGAGCCAGAAGAAAUUCAGGAAAUGGUGAGGUAUGCCAAGAAUAUCAUUGAGGAAUUCAGGAGAGCCAAACACUAUAAGACUCCCAGUGAGCUUCUAGAGAUCUGUGAGUUAAGUCUGGAGAAAAUGGGAUCCAUAUUCGUUGACACCAAUGUGUACAUGCUGCACAUGAUGUACCAGGCCAUGGGCGUUUGUCUCUACAUGCAGGACUGGGAUGGAGCCAUGAAGUAUGGCGAGAAAAUAGUGCAACCCUAUAGUGUGUAUUACCCUCAGUACUCUCUCAAUGUGGCUUCUAUGUACCUGAAGCUGGGAAGACUUUACUUGGGACUUGAGAAAAAACCACAAGGAGUGAAAGCUUUAAAAAAGGCUAUUGCCAUCAUGAAUGUUGCAUUUGGAAAAGACCAUCAUUACAUCACGGAGAUAAAAAAGGAAAUGGAAGCGCAUAAGUAAAGGAGAGGACCUCUGUAAAUUCAAGGAUUGCUGUUCUGGCAUGCAACUAAUACCUCUGCUUGCAUACAAACCAGUGUCUGUUUCUCUCUGAUGUCAUUUUGCAUUUUUGUUUGUUUAUUUUACAAAUAAUGCUGACCUUGGUUCUUGAUAUUGAGGUGCUGGUUCUGUUCGCUGUCCUUACUCUGAAUAAAUAUGCACUGUUUAUGAGCAAGGGCUAAUAAGUAUUAAAUAUUUGUCCUAAAGGUCAUCUUAAAGAUGCUUCUUUAAUUUCUUUGCCAUAGCAUGCAUCAACUACUUCAUAAAAAAAAAAAAGAUUGUUUGCUUGGCCACAGAUUCAGUAACACCAUGUUUGGAUGCGUAUUUAACAUAACUAAAGACACAUGUCCCUGAUUCUAAAUAUUGAUAAUUGUCUAAAGAGUGUGGCCUUUGUUUCAUGCCAAAGUUCGACAGUAUCUGUAAAUCCUGUAAGGUUUUUGGCACAACCAAAAAUGAAUCAAUAAAAGCCAUUGGUUUUCUAA